Molecule: messenger RNA, 612 nt
Organism: Penicillium salamii
Lineage: Eukaryota; Fungi; Ascomycota; Eurotiomycetes; Eurotiales; Aspergillaceae
Source: the annotation of a GenBank genome assembly
AUGUCUUUCGAAAUUCAAGAGGCCGUUCCUGCGGACGCGGGGGAGCUCACCCAGAUUUUCUUCGCCACAUUCGGCGGGGACUUCAAUCGCACCAUGUUCCCGCAGACACCCGACGUUACCGCCUGGUGGGAGCGUAAUUUCGAAAGCCAGGCUCGUCAAACGCUAGCGAAAGAAGGAAAUGAAGUUCUUCUCAAGAUAAUGGACAACGAGGGUGCGAUUGCCGCAUUCGCAAAAUGGGGACAACCUGUUCAUGCAGGUAGCGAUCUGCAGGAAGAGGAACCCGCGGCCUGGGCGCCGAGUAGCGAUAAGGACCUCUGUGAGCGAUUCUUCUCUGGGAUGGAUGCACAACAUCACAAUUGGAUGGAGAAAAGGCCUCACUACUAUUUGAAUAUGCUGGGAGUCCACCCUUCCCAGCAAGGUCGUGGCCUUGCAUCAAAGCUUCUCAGAUGGGGUCUCACUCGUGCUGAUGCUGAGGGAUUGGAGGUAUACCUGUCAGCAUCACCCGAGGGGAAACCCAUGUAUGAGAAAUACGGAUUCCGGACCGUUGAAUCAUUUUCACCCUUCCCUGACUACGUCCAAGAAGCAAUGAUUCGUCCAGUGACCGUUCAAUGA